GCAAUGGCGCAGAACGUGUAUGGCCCGGGAGUGCGGAUGGGCAACUGGAAUGAAGAUGUCUACCUGGAGGAGGAACGCAUGAGAGACUUCCUAGAGAGGAGGGAAAAGGGAGAACUCCUUAUUCAGAGAAACAGAAGACUGAAGAAGAACAUUUUGAGACCGAUGCAGCUUUCGGUAUCGGAAGAUGGAUAUGUCCACUAUGGCGAUAAAGUGAUCGUUGUGAAUCCUGACCAAGUCCUGGGGGAGGAAGCUGGCAAGUUUAUGCGAGGAGACCUGAGCCUGUGUAUGAGCCCAGAUGAAGUUAAAACACAGCUUAGAGAUGACCUAGAGAUACCCUGUGGCGUGAGUGCUGUGCAGACCAUUGUCCCGAUGGGCAGGAACACCUUCACCAUUUUGAGUGACCGCGCAAACAGCUGCGAAACGGGCCAAGUGGUUGUCUACGGGCAGAACUUCUGCCUGGGGAUGGCAGCAGGACUGGAAGAAGGCAAGAUGCUGUAUCUAACAAGUGACCACAGAACCCUUAUGAAGUCUUCUCUGAAGUCCGGCCUCCAGGAGGUGACUCUGACAGAUGAGGUCACCCAUCUGAACUGCUGGCAGGCUGCCUUCCUCGACCCCCAGCUGCGCCUGGAAUAUGAGGGCUUCCCAGUGAGGGCAAAUGAAAAAAUCGUCAUCUAUCAUCGUCACACAAACCGAGCCCUGGCGGUCCACCGGAAUCUCUCUUUAAGGUAUACUGGCAGGGGCAGGAGAGUGGCCUAUUGGCUCAGGGCCAUGCAUAACUAAAACUCCAUAUCUAGGUGUGCAAGGACCUACUUUGGGAAGGAAAUCGAGGUUGUAGCUCACACACAUCUGGAUUCACACAAAGUUGAAAAACCCAAGAACCACUGGAUGCUGGUUACUGGAAAUCCCAGGAACAAGUCGACCACCAUGCUAGACAUCUCUAAACCCAUCACAGAGGAUACCUGUGCCUUGAAGCAGGCCAUGGACAUCAAUACACAGUGACAUACCAGGCCUACCCGUGGCCUCUCAGACUCUGCCCUCAUCAACUGUCGUACUUAAAAGAAAUGAACAGUCUUCUUGGCUGUGUCCCAAGCAGUUUGUCAGUAGGUGCAGAACUCCAUGAACAAGACAUUAAAAGAAAUACCACACUAAAAUUGAUGAUGGGAGCCUAGCCCUAGGGAGUAAACAGCGCUUGAAAAUGAAUAGUAUUUGAAAUUAAAUCAGGUUUUGUUGAUAUCCCAGUUGUGAAGAACUUAGUGCCCCCAUGCAGAGCCCCUUGCUUUGUGGCACCCCUGAAGCCUAUUCUCCUUUGCAAAGCUGUGUUUAUGCAAUAAAGAGGUCAGAAGUUUACAGAUGUCUCGACACUCUUGUUUCCUCCCCUAAUUUCCUUCCAUGUAGAACAAUGUGUAGUUAGGAGAUGUAGCUUUGCCUUGAAAUUAGUUUUUAUUUUUUCUUUCUUUGCCAAAGGCAAUAUUAGAAAUAUUUUGUUUUUUUCCCCUACUAGUAAAUUCAUCAUCUAGAGGUUUUUUUUUUAAAGAAAUGAUCAUUUACCUCCAUUUACAUAUCUGAUGAUAGUGCAACAUGAAUUCAGUUACUGCCCCCUGGAAAGCCUGACUGCCUAACUAGCCCCUAGUCCUAAGGGGAUACCCAUGCAAAGCAGACAAUCGGUUAAUAGAUAAACUGUUUCAAAUGAAAAAGAAAACAAUUCACAUCUUGCUUGAAAACUAAGGCAAAAGCUACAGUUGAAUUAUUGAAAAAACAAGCAAAAAAAAAAAACACUCAAGGAUCAAAGAAACUUUUCAAAACACACUCCAAGGAAAAUAGCAGUGGGGGUCAUCCCUGGACUGGCAGGCAGCAGGCAGAACUGUCAGGUCAGUUCCUGCAGGAGCUAAUGGCUUCACCUGGCAAUGUCCAGAAGGGGAAAAAGACUCAGGGAAGGGAGUCACAAGACCUCCAGGGGGCAGAGGCAGGUCCUCUGAGAUGUUUCCUGGGGGUGGCGCCUGACUAGAUUCAUAGUUGCCAAGUACUUUGGAGGACAGAAUUCGGGGCGGCAGGCAAUCAGGCAUCCUUCCUGAUUUGACAUGCAGUUACCUACAGUGGCCACAAGAUGUCAACAUUAAUAACGUUAACAAGUCAAUCCCUAGAAAGGGCUCGAUUAGUUGGGCUUAUUUUCAAAUUACGUGGGACUUUCCAGCUCCCAAAAGACUGUUUUAAGAGGGAGAGAAUCAUAAAAACCACCCUGUUAAGAGGAAAACAUAAAUUUUCUUUAAAAAAGUUUUAAAUUAUAAAAAUAUGGUGUCUGACACAUAAACAUAUGUAAAACCUGCUGUGAGUGGAUUUGGGAGGGCAUGUGCCCAAGUUUCAAGUUAAAGCUCGGCCUUGGACAUUUGAUAGACAUUCAUCUGGAUCUCAGAGUUGUCCCCAUUCACCAACCCGAGCCUCAGGCUCAGGACUCCCCAAGAGGUGCGUUUCCAAAGCCAUGUCUGCCCCUUACUGGCCAUGUUCUCAUCAAGCCCCAACUAGCUUACCCCAGAGCUGUUCUAAGGGUAAAUGGCAUGCAUUUGAGGGGCAGGAGGAGACCAGUGGACCACCCAGAGGACCUAGUGAGGACACUGGUCGCCUUCUAGAGGUGUGGCUAUGGGAAGCCAGGGCACCUCUUUGAACCUCUGUUCACCACUGGCUGCAAUGUCACCCAUCAACACAAUCUCUCUGGGAAAGGUUAUAUACCUGCUAUGCUUUCUGCAUCCACUUGUCAUUUGUCACCAACGGUUGUCAGUGCUCUUUGGCCUCAGGCAGAUCUCUGCUUACCCCACAUGCUGCCGUCUGAUGCUAAAUUUAGUUUUUUAAAUGUAUUUUUA
Messenger RNA from Mus pahari (shrew mouse), 2855 nucleotides. It is a transcript of the gene Cfap161, whose product is annotated as cilia and flagella associated protein 161. The coding region runs from base 4 to 780 and encodes 258 amino acids. Gene Ontology annotation, cellular component: motile cilium. The record is from RefSeq and is a predicted model, not a curated record. The transcript is spliced from 7 exons. Gene Ontology annotation, biological process: cilium assembly. Lineage: Eukaryota; Metazoa; Chordata; Mammalia; Rodentia; Muridae.